AUGAGCUCACGUAGAGAGGAGUGUGGAGCUGCUGCGGCUGAGGCUGACUCCACCCCAGGCCACCUUACAUGCUUCCUGCCUUCUUCUUUACUGUCCCGGGGCAAUGCUUUACGCUUAGCGUGUUUGUGCGAGAGCAGUGCAGCCUUGGAUCCAUCGUGGAACCACAGUCCAGCCGGACGCCCGGCCUUCGGGCCGGAGACGCUCCAAACCAGCAACUACUCUCUGGUGUUACUGAUUCAGCUCAGCCUGCUCUCCUUCGACCUGUUUGUCAACUCCUUCAGCGAGCUGCUGAGGACUGAACCAGCUGUGCAACUGGUACUCUUCAUUAUGCAGGACAUUUCCAUCCUGUUCAACGUGAUCAUCAUUCUGUUGAUGCUGUUUAACACCUUCGUGUUCCAGAUCGGCCUGGUGGCCAUAUUGCUGGAGCGGUUUAGAUCUCUGCUAAUGUUCUCUGCUCUCUAUUUGACCUUCAGUAUCAUACUCCAUUCCUGGCUUACGAAUCUGCGCUGGCUAAAUAGCAACAGAUUUAUUUGGACGGAUGGCCUUCAGGUGCUGUUUGUAGUCCAAAGAGUCGGUUCUGUGUUGUACUACUACUUUUACAAGCGGACCACAGAGUAUUUGGGUGACCCUCGACUUUAUGAGGACUCGCCGUGGCUACGAGAGGUCUUUGUUCGGGCAAGACAUUGAUCUCGCUACAACAGAGCACAUAGUGGA
Molecule: messenger RNA, 714 nt
Organism: Labrus mixtus (cuckoo wrasse)
Lineage: Eukaryota; Metazoa; Chordata; Actinopteri; Labriformes; Labridae
Product: transmembrane protein 138-like
Exons: 5
Coding region: 1-687 (228 amino acids)
Cellular component (GO): cilium
Source: RefSeq, a predicted model, not a curated record